Messenger RNA from Penicillium subrubescens, 1800 nucleotides. RefSeq names its product F-box protein. Gene Ontology annotation, molecular function: protein binding. Bases 1 to 1800 code for a protein of 599 amino acids. The transcript is spliced from 2 exons. The record is from RefSeq and is a predicted model, not a curated record. NCBI's taxonomy places the organism in Eukaryota, Fungi, Ascomycota, Eurotiomycetes, Eurotiales, Aspergillaceae.
AUGACUGUCGGUCCAUCUCUGGCAGAUCCACUGGCCAUCUUCCCGCCCGAGAUUGUCCUUCGCAUCCUGGAAUUCUCUUCCAUCUCAGCACUCGCCUCCCUCCUCGCGGUCUCCAAGUCUUGGCACCAAUUUAUCGACGUCACCCAUCAACAAGCCAUUUACGGCGCCGAAUCCAAGACAACACAACCACCCGGUGGCUCUCGCGAUUUCACCUUCCUCAAAGAUACCUCCAGCGUCUCCAAGUUCUUCGACGACACUUCAUCAUGGAAAGAUCUAUGUAAGCGCCAGACAGUGCUUGCUCGCAACUGGGCUGCGCGGCGACCGGUUAGCCACGAAUCGGUUCUACAGAUUGGCAAUGACCCGGUCUGGCGCUUUCGGGCCGACUUCAAGCGGCGAUUCUUCAUUUCCACCUCUCAUGCGGGUGGGCUGAAUGUCACAGAUAUGGAUUCGGGUCGCAUCCUCUGGCGCCUGCCCUCUACCUUCGAUCGCGACGAGGACGCCGUUCGCCCCCAUGCACAUUUGGAAUAUCAGGAUGGGAUGGCCGUUUUCGAUCGCGAGGGGGAUGCCGUCGAGGUUUGGCUGACUGGAUUGGAUGGUACCGCUCGAGGGGAGUUUCGGCGCAUUGCGAUCCUGGAUCACAAUUGCCAAACAAGAGGCUUUCAAUUGUCUUACUGGACGCUCUGUGUGGUCUCGAGUGAAGGGCAAGGAUUUGUGUAUGACAUGACCCAGUGCCCUCCCCUAUUAACCACCCGCCUCGAAAUUGAGCGAGGCGCUGUGGGUCAUUUGGACCAGUGCGAGGAUGCCGUGAUUUAUUCGAUCGGAGCGAAAGGGUACUAUGCUUACGACAAGAAGUCCGGCGCGUUCUUGGGUGCUCUGCAACCAUCCAGUUGUACGGACAAAUAUCAUAUAAGCUCUCCUCCUUCCCUCGAUGCAAGCCCAUCAUUGGAUGGUCCAGCCGAACGAGCCCCAGAUGGCCGACCCCCUCCACCCAGCGGAACUCGGCGAGAUGUCAUUACGCCAAUCGAAAUCACCAAGGGCCCUCUUCCUCCCCCGAACGACCCAGAGCACGUACGGCAUGGGGAGGAUGAAUGGGGCGCGGGCAUGUUGGAUGGCGAACUGUUCGUCGGCUUCUCCCGAGCCGGUCGGGUCUUCCUGUGCUCUGACUGGCGCAAAGCCCUGCAAGACCACUCCAAUCUGGCGACACACAGCUCGAUUAUUGAAUGCGAAUCCGAUGGUUCUACUUUCGAUCUUGGUGGUUGGUUGUCUGUUCGUGACCACCGCUUGUUAUUCGAAAUUCAAGAUCAUGUCUAUGUCGUUGCACUGGACAACAACAAUCGUCUUCAAGACCUCGACCACCCUGUGCGCGGCUCGUUCGCGAUACUUACCAACUCGGCCCCACAGCUGGCUGUCCCUGUUAGCUAUAUGACACUUUGCGAUGAUGCGAUCAUGACGACGUAUACGCAACUACAGACCCUUGGUUGGCGUCAAUCGACCUCCAAUAUUCCCGGCAGUGAUUCGAUACCGCGACGCGAGAACCCGGCUCGGAUAUUCCCCACCAAAGCUAUCCGCAUCGUGAGCUUGGCCCCUGACAUUUCGAGUUCAAAGUCGGGCCGCGACCUGGAAUCCGACUCCCCAAUCCCAAAGGCUCGAUCCGGUCCCGGCCAACCCACAGAUCAGAUGUGGCAGUCGCAGGCAGCGUUGUUGCAGCUGGUCAGUCUGUUAAGCGAUGAUCCUGGAGAGUGGGAAGACCGGGAAGCUGGCGAAGAAGACGAGGACGACGACGGCGAAAGCGAAACAUAG